GCAGCACUAAACGAGCUGUGAAUGGCGGUAUAACUGAACGCCCAGAAGAAGAAGCACACAAUAUCAGUUUGGCCCACAGAACGUUUGGAGCGCUAAAAUGGCAAACGUGCGCUGUUUGCAAAAAGCAUUACGUUUGCAAAAGUUCGUCCUGCCAAUCAAUGCGCAGGCCAGUCGUCUAAGCUCCAGCGUCGCCUCCAGCAGCAGCAGCAAUCACAACAACACACUCAAGCGCGCACAGUCCACAACAUGGACAACUUUAACCCGCAGUUACACCAAAGAUAGCGAUAAGCUGGAGGAUUUCCGGGCACGCGAGGAGCAACGCGAGCGGGAACGCGAUGCUGCCGAACACAAGACACAAACAGAGACUAGUGGUGGAGGAGGAACAGCCUCCUCCUCGGGAGAGCAAAGCCAGCAAAGCGAACAGCAGUCUGAGAAACAAGCCAAAGUUGACGCAAUACGUCGCAAGAUACUGGAUGCAGCCAUGGAGCAUGUGCCGCAGCAUGGCUGGACCAAGCAGGCCAUUGUGCUGGGCGCCGAGUCCAGCGGUUAUCCCAGUGUCGUCCAUGGCAUGUUUCCUGAAGGCGGCUUUGCGCUAGUCUCCCACUUUAAUGGAAAGUGCAACGCGCAGCUGGUGGAGUAUCUGCAGCACAAGACCGACAAUGGGCAGAAAGAGGUAGCUGAUCCAUUGGGUUUUCUGGUGCAAGCGGUGCGACGACGUUUCGAGAUGAUUGUGCCGUACAAGAAACAGUGGCCUCAGGCAAUGGCGCUGAUUGCACAGCCCCAACAUGCGUCCACAGCGCUGGCGCAAGUGCUAACGCUGGUCGAUGACAUUUGCUACUAUUCUGGCGAUCGCUCCGUGGACUUCGGUUGGUAUACGCGACGCAUUGGACUCGCGACGAUUAUGAAGAUGACGGAGCUUUAUCUGCUGCAGGACACGUCACCAAAACAUGUCCAAACCUGGGAGUUCCUUAAGAAUCGCAUGGAUGAGGCUGUUCAACUGCAAAUGACUUUGGCGCAGACCGACGGCGUCACACAAAAAGUGCAACGUUCCUUCAACUCGGCCUUCAUAACUGCGCGGAAUAUUUUGGGUCUGGGCUACAACCGCGAUUAGUAACAUCAACAACAGCACUUGCCACAGCGUCUGUGUGUGUUAUGUAUAAACAAAUAUAUAUAUAUACAAAGAUUUACACUAACAAAAAAAAACAACCUUAUAACUAUACUAUGUAUUUUCAUAUAUUGUUUUUAAAGGUGGUUAGCUACGUUUAUGCGGUGAUUUUGUUGUUUUAGUGUUGAGUAGUGUCCACAUAUUAAGCGAUCGUCCUCGCGCUGUUAUUACCUAUCGGUUUUCUAUCGAUUUAUUUCUUGCACAGCAGCCAUCUUAUAUUGUUGGCGGUAAAUUUGAAGCUAUUUUAAAUGUGUGCAGCACUUUAAGUUUACUUUGUUAAAGGUUAACAAUUGUUGUUUUAUUUUAUUUCUAACAUGCAACUAAUCACAAUGUUUGUCGCAUUAACGUAGCUAGCUGCUGCAUUCUUAUUGGAAUGUGAUAUUGCUACAAUUAUAAAAUCAGUCCAUACCUGAUAUUUUUAGUUGGUGCACUUAUGUAUGUUCGAUUAAAUGUUGUUUGAACCAAUGACAAUUAA
This is a messenger RNA of Drosophila albomicans, 1640 nucleotides long. It is a transcript of the gene Coq9, whose product is annotated as ubiquinone biosynthesis protein COQ9, mitochondrial. Gene Ontology annotation, molecular function: lipid binding. Gene Ontology annotation, biological process: ubiquinone biosynthetic process. The transcript is spliced from 4 exons. The record is from RefSeq and is a predicted model, not a curated record. The coding region runs from base 98 to 1111 and encodes 337 amino acids. Gene Ontology annotation, cellular component: mitochondrial inner membrane. Lineage: Eukaryota; Metazoa; Arthropoda; Insecta; Diptera; Drosophilidae.